AUGGCGGGGGGCAGAAGUGGGAGACUCCGGGGGGGGCUGUUCCGGGGCGAGCCCCCGGCGCUGCCUCGGGUCCGGUCGCUGGCGCUGCGGGUCCUGCCCGAGGGAAGACAGAGCCCGCCCCAUCACCCCUGCCACCGCUCCCAUGAUGCACCGGGGCCACCGCCAAUCUCCCAGUGCCCCAUCACCCCCGCCAACCGCUCCCAUGAUGCACCGGGGCCACCGCCAAUCUCCCAGUGCCCCAUCACCCCUGCCAACUGCUCCCAUGAUGCACCGGGGCCACCGCCAAUCUCCCAGUGCCCCAUCACCCCUGCCAACCGCUCCCAUCAUGCACCGGGGCCACCGCCAAUCUCCCAGUGCCCCAUCACCCCUGCCAACCGCUCCCAUCAUGCACCGGGGCCACCGCCAAUCUCCCAGUGCCCCAUCACCCCUGCCAACCGCUCCCAUCAUGCACCGGGGCCACCGCCAAUCUCCCAGUGCCCCAUCACCCCUGCCAACCGCUCCCAUCAUGCACCGGGGCCACCGCCAAUCUCCCAGUGCCCCAUCACCCCUGCCAACCGCUCCCAUCAUGCACCGGGGCCACCGCCAAUCUCCCAGUGCCCCAUCACCCCUGCCAACCGCUCCCAUCAUGCACCGGGGCCACCGCCAAUCUCCCAGUGCCCCAUCACCCCUGCCAACCGCUCCCAUCAUGCACCGGGGCCACCGCCAAUCUCCCAGUGCCCCAUCACCCCUGCCAACCGCUCCCAUCAUGCACCGGGGCCACCGCCAAUCUCCCAGUGCCCCAUCACCCCUGCCAACCGCUCCCAUGAUGCACCGGGGCCACCGCCAAUCUCCCAGCGCCCCAUUACCCCUGCCAACCGCUCCCAUGAUGCACCGGGGCCACCGCCAAUCUCCCAGUGCCCCAUCACCCCCGCCAACCGCUCCCAUGAUGCACUGGGGCCACUGCAAAUCUCCCAGUGCCCCAUCACCCCCGCCAACCGCUCCCAUGAUGCACCGGGGCCACCGCCAAUCUCCCAGUGCCCCAUCACCCCAGCCAACCGCUCCCAUGAUGCACUGGGGCCACCGCCAAUCUCCCAGCGCCCCAUUACCCCUGCCAACCGCUCCCAUGAUGCACCGGGGCCACCGCCAAUCUCCCAGUGCCCCAUCACCCCCGCCAACCGCUCCCAUGAUGCACCGGGGCCACCGCCAAUCUCCCAGUGCCCCAUCACCCCUGCCAACCGCUCCCAUGAUGCACUGGGGCCAACGCCAAUCUCCCAGUGCCCCAUCACCCCUGCCAACCGCUCCCAUGAUGCACCGGGGCCACCGCCAAUCUCCCAGUGCCCCAUCACCCCUGCCAACCGCUCCCAUGAUGCACUGGGGCCACUGCAAAUCUCCCAGUGCCCCAUCACCCCUGCCAACCGCUCCCAUCAUGCACUGGGACACACGUCCCAUGAUGCACCGGGGCAGGUGCCAACCCCCCCAGCGCCCUGGCCGCCCCCCCAAACACUCCCGUGA
Molecule: messenger RNA, 1491 nt
Organism: Mauremys mutica (yellowpond turtle)
Lineage: Eukaryota; Metazoa; Chordata; Testudines; Geoemydidae
Product: basic proline-rich protein-like
Exons: 2
Coding region: 1-1491 (496 amino acids)
Source: RefSeq, a predicted model, not a curated record